AUGAUCGACGAGAAUGGAUUGAUACAAAUCUGUCGAAAUGGGUACUUGGAUUGGACAUAUUGCACCUGUAAUGAAAGCGAUAGCAAGACGAAAUCACCGAAUACUUUUCGAGGUUCAACAACAUAUUCUUGUCAGUGUUUGCCAAGUAAGACGCUUCGCCGAGCACCGAUUGAGAGUAUUCUCAAAAUUUUAAUAACAUCUAUUCAUUUUUCCAUCGAAUUAAUAACCGGUUAUGAUGCAAAUCCAAGACCUCAUAUUGGCGAUGAAAAUGCUCAUCACACUGCGAUGCUUUUUGGCUUCUUUCUUGGUGCAUGGAUUGAAAUUCUCGUUCAUUUCAAAGUUCCAUUUCCCAAACGCACCACACAAAUCAUGGGUUUCCUGGCUUUUGCGAUCGAAGGUUUAAUGAUGGUUUUUCAUUUACAUGCUCGAAAUAUGGUAGAUGCUCACAUACAUCAACUACUUGGUGUAACAAUUGUCUGUUCGAUGAUCAGUGCAUUAUGUGAAUGUUAUAAUCCGAAUAAUUUCUGGUUAAUUGUUUCCAGAAGUUAUUUUGCGUUAAUGCAAGGUACAUGGUUUAUCCAAGCAGCUUAUGUCAUCUGGCCAAAAACAACGAACCCCUUGUUUCUUUGGGAUCCAGAAUCACAUCGAUCAGUAUCAUUGCUAACCAUGUCCUAUGCUUAUCAUUUAGCAGGAAAUGCAUCUAUAUUGAUUAUGAUCUAUCUUUUUGUUUAUAAGUUCUUCUCGGCAAGUGUAAGGAUCAAUAAUGAUGACGAAGGUGACAAUGAAGAACUGGCAACGGACUACAAAUUGAUAUUGAAUCUAAAUGACGAAGAAAGUUGUAUUCAAUGA
Messenger RNA from Adineta ricciae, 849 nucleotides. The record is from the annotation of a GenBank genome assembly. Lineage: Eukaryota; Metazoa; Rotifera; Eurotatoria; Adinetida; Adinetidae.